AUCAAUUCCAACAUAGAUUCGACACUUAACUUUUGACACAUAAUUAUCUACUUCGCGAAACCUCGACAUCACCCUAUCAAGUACUAUUCUUGUAUGAAAUCCGGCGACACUAAUUAUCUCAUUAUCUCAUUACCAAAAUAUCUGGUCAAAUGCGCCGCCUUCUGAUUCCUCACCCACCUACGUGAUCGAACAACCAUCGAACGCGAUCGCGCUGCGACUGAAUUAUGCCGGCAUCAUGGACAUCGCCAACGCGUCAGAUCCUUCCCAGAAGCUUGGCGCAGCAAAUAACACUCCUAUCGCCGACUUAAAUCCAGAACUUUCGAACCCAGCGUCUCGUGCUGUCCGUGGUGUUGUCACUAUCACUUGGCCCUACAGCUUCGUGAAAGGCACCUUUUCAUUCGUUCUCGCCGAGCCUGAUUUUCGUCUUCGUCGAAAUAAAGGACAAGUUCGCGUCAAUUUGACGGGCGCAUCUGCUAAGGCUGCCAGUGAGAGUGGAUUGAGUAGUAGUGAUGAGGUCAUCGUAAGCUUGGAUGGUGCCGAAUGGGAGCCGGAACAAGUUAAGAAGCGCCAGAGUCUGCCAGGCGCUGGGGUUGAUUGGCAGUUGAAGUUCUCUGAGAAGCUUCUGCUUCAGGUAAUGAAUGACGUCUCGCCAGCAGAACCCGAACCCCGAGCUGAAACGCCGCCGGUCGAGACGAGCCAUGUGGACGAUUUUCCGACUGAGAAUCUUGAAACGCUCACACCACCUAGCAAGACACAUAUUGCAAGAAUGAAAAAUGGCGAAUUCGAGUCGCCAGCUUUCAUUAAGAGAGCACGAAUGUCGUAUGGGUCCCUAUUCGAAGAUGGAUAUGAUAUAUUUGAAGAGGAUGGCGGGGUGAGAGGAAGAGGAAGAAAGAGAUCGAGGUUUGGCCGUGAAAGUGGUGCAUGGAAAUAUGCCAGCCAAUCUCCUAGCCCUGAGCCAGCCUUACCUGAGAACUAUGAUAGUUCGCCACCAAGACCAAGUAUGACCGACGAAGGAUGCCAAACUAUGGAGAUUGACUUCCCUAUGCCCUCACCUAUUCCUAUUCACAUAAAUUCUCAUCUGGGUACAAAUGCUGAGGAAGCGCAACUGAACCCGAAUCUAACGCCGAGAGAAGAACAAGUUGCUCAGCCCCGACAAGGUAUGGUGGAUCACGGCGUCCAAGGGGCCUUCCACACUGAGUGGUCGACUACGGCACCUGCGCAGCUCCCACCUUUUGUCCCUAGCGAAGGGCUUCCUGAUGAUGGCUCCGAGUUGCCUGUAUUUCACCAUACCGAUCAAUUUCAUACUGGCAGCAAUGAUUUCCACCAAGGCUGGGACCCUAGAUCUGUGGAACUUCCUCCUACAACCUAUCUGCAUGCUGCCGAGCAACCACUACCUAGUGAUUUUGUGGAUGGAUAUGAUAGUCACAGACCUGAUAGGCUUAGUGUUAUGAGACCUGAGAGCCGUACGCGCUCGCCAAGUGAACCCAGCAAUCUCGCCAUUGACCCUACUGAACAAACUCUCGGCGGUCUUCCGAGUGAUGAGCAGAAUUAUCCACUUCAAGGUCUCCCGCAAACCACCGCUUAUCCACCUUUAGACCUUGAGAAUGAGGAGCAAACUAACUCGAUAGAAGGGGCACAUCUUGACUAUCCUACAUCAUAUCUAGAUGAGAGUCGGUCUUUCUCCCAAGAACCUAUCACUGUCGGGACAACCCCAUUCGGCCCCGGCGUUCCAGCAGCGGUGGACGCAGGAUCAUCUUUAUGGACUACGAUCAAUGACCCACCUCAAGUCACUGCGAUGUCAUCGACUGAUCGACUUGGUAGUACCGAGGGCGAGUCAAUAGAUAACGCAGUUGUCAUAGACGAGAGUGAUUCGGAUGAUGACCCACCGCCUCCAGUAGUUGCAGAAGACAUAGGUAUCAAGGGUCAUGCUGACGAUUUGAACAUGUAUGAGGAGGCAGACGCUGAAGAUCGAGUCGACGCCGACUAUUCGGAAGACGAGGAACCGGAAUAUGAGGCGGACGAAAUUGGCGGUGAUUAUGAUACAAGAAAUUAUACAGCCCCGGAUGACGACGAGGAUGAUAGCCACGACGAAGAUUUGCGACCGCAUCGUCUGGAACCCGAGUUUGACGAUGGUCGAAGUUGGGAAGGGGAAGGAGAAGAAGAUGAGGACGAAAUCGAAGAGGAAAUCGAAGACGAGGACGCAGAUCGUCACGAUUACGAUAGUGAAUAUGAUAUGGAUGAGGAUGAUGCGGAACUUCAACCAUCGCCUCUACCUAUGUCACAAUCGACACCUCAGGUUAUUGACCUCAUUUCAUCAUCGGAGGACGAAAGCGAAGAUGACGCAGUUAACCAGCCGCAGCCACUAUCUAACCUAACUAAUAAUACUGGACUACGAAUUCAACCGGAAUUUAUACCGAGUAACAUAUCAGCCGAAUCAAUUGCACAGGGCGGGCAAAGUGAAAGUGAAGAAGACGAGGGUGAUGAAGCUGAUAUUGAAGCUAAUAUUGAAGAUGAGAGUGAUGAUGAGGAGGAAGAUAUGGAUGAUGAAAUGCAAGAUGACAUCUCGGCUCAUUCAUCUGACGAGCUAGAACCCGAACAACCAUUCAGCGAAGAAGAUGGUAUGACGGAGUUCUUAGAAGAGCGUGCUGUUGCGGUAGAAAGUUCUGAAGACGAAGAUAUCGAAAUGUCUUCUAAUGCGGAUCCUCAACCGAACUCCACUGUAGCCGAAAAUCCGCCUAUGAACGAUUUUUCUGCGGACCAAAGAGGACCACCCCAGCUUAGUAGGGCAGAUUCUAUCUUGGCUGGAGAGGAUGAUGGCGAUGACAGUAUAAAGGACGCUAAGGCUGAAAAGGAUGAAGUUAUGGCUCCACAAACUGCGGCUGAGGGACUCGAUAUUUUAAGCCGAGUAGUAGAAAGUGAAUCGAAGGCCAACAGUGAGUUAGCAGGACUCGAAACCAUGCGCGACGAUAUCGUUAUUACUUCCACGACGUCACAAGCUUAUGAAUAUACAACGGAUCUAGCGCAAGGCGCAGUGGAGCAGGGUGAAUAUGAGACUCGAGACACCCAGCAAGACGAGGAGCCAGUCGAGCUAUUGCCGAAUGGUAUCUCGGAUUCGCAACCUGUGGAAUUAGAUGAAAAUAGGCAAGCUGAAUUUGCUGCGCCAUUGUCUCCUUCCUUGACACAUCCACUCGCGCAUCAACUUACCGAUGAGAAAAUGUCGGUCGCCGCGAUACAGGAGACUACCACAAGUACAGAGUCCCAAAUACCACCUAAUCAGUUUCCAACACCCCAAGACACCCAAGCAAUGGGGGAUGUCACAAUUCUCGAACCCCCAGUUGGUGAUUUAAUGGAGGUCGACACAAUUAGUGAGGUCAAUAACGCAGCCGAGCUCGUGAAGGAUACUAUUCAUAAUAUUCCAUCUUCAACUCAGCAAUCAUUCGACGUGGAAGAACCUUUGGCAGUUGUGGAGGAUGUUUCAAUCCAUGUUGAAAAAUCACACGCGGACUCCACCUCAGCUUCACGACAGCAGACCCCCCUCGAGGACGCUGAAGGAAAUAGCACGCCUCUUAAUAACUCACAUGCCUCGUUAAGUUUCCAGACUCAGGUCAGCGCCGAUGAAAUGGCACAAGGGAGCUUCAUUGAGUCUACUUCUCAGAUUACGAGUGAGCUCGAGGCAAGAACCGAUGCACACUCAGAACUCGAAGUCGAUGCACAUGGUGCUGACGUGUCGUUUGCAACGCAGAUGGACGAGGAAUUGCAAGCUAGUAUCUUGGAAUAUUCUCAAGAGUUUGAGGAAGUUGCACAUAUCGAGACGCCGAAUGAACAUGAGAUUGGCAAUGAAUCCGAUAGUUACGACGACGAAGAUAACAUCACUGAUAAUGAAGACGAGACUCACUUGGACUCUGAGUUGCGGGAUCUGGUCUCAAGAGGUCCAUCACCAGAGCUUGGGAACCAGAUCGAAGAGCGACAGGGAACUCGGCAAACUAUUUCAAUGGAGGAAGUUGAUACUCCUGAAGAAGUAUCACAAGUAGACCCGAGUGUGCAGCUUGCGCGAGCUGCAAACACCUCUAAGCGACAGCCAAGGCAACAUGAUAUAACCAAGACUACUUAUGCAAAUGGGAAAAGGCCGCCUACCGAAAACUCUAGAGUUGCCGCGGAGGAUCCGAGUGUGCAACUAGCUAGGGCUUCUUUUAACAUGGAAGAAGAGAGCAAUUCGAUGACAGCAGCCAAACUGAAGUUAGUCCGCCAUCUCCGGGAUGAAUUGCCGGACUGUACAUCUCUAAAGGUCAUACGACAACAUCUUCAAAAGAAGCUAAGCGUGAUAGCCAUCGCCAUGAUGCAACCGCCGGAUCCACAGAGAGCUAAGGGCGGUCCGCGUGAAUUCAUGAUGUCGUUUACUAUUACGGACUAUUCAAUCGGACCUUAUUCGGUCGUGGACGUGCAGCUCUAUCGACCACAUAAGGAGACAUUACCUAUUAUCAAAGCCGGCGACGUUGUGCUCCUCCGAAACUUUACGGCCAUCUCAAUCCAUAACAAGGGAUUCGGUCUACGCACAAACGAUGAGUCCAGCUGGGCUGUUUUCGACCAGGAAGGCGAACCACCCCAAAUCAAGGGCCCUCCGGUCGAAUACAAUGGAAGGGAGAUGGCCUAUGUGGCGCAUUUGCGAGCUUGGUUCAACCUACUCGACGACAAAGCGAGAGAAAAGUUGGAAAGGGCCAACAAGAAGAUAAUUGAUGCGGGCAGAUCUAAAUAAGGACGAAGCCCACUGAUGUCUCCAUCGUGGACUAAUGUCUUAAUCAUUUUGCUAGAGUUACCCAUUAUUCAGUUCUAUGUAUGUGCAUUUAAUAGCUUGAGCUAGAUUCACAGGUGUAGCAGGUUUAGGAAGGGAAAAAAAGUGGCGAUGGGUUUAGUCCGGUGCUAUGGGGUAUUAGAGCUAGCAUGCUGAGGCGUUGGUUUUAAUGAUAUGGCUUUUUUAAUGUCAGUAUAUUUGAC
Messenger RNA from Annulohypoxylon maeteangense, 4992 nucleotides. RefSeq lists its product as uncharacterized. The record is from RefSeq and is a predicted model, not a curated record. Gene Ontology annotation, cellular component: chromosome, telomeric region. Gene Ontology annotation, molecular function: DNA binding. Gene Ontology annotation, biological process: telomere maintenance. Bases 236 to 4753 code for a protein of 1505 amino acids. Lineage: Eukaryota; Fungi; Ascomycota; Sordariomycetes; Xylariales; Hypoxylaceae. The transcript is spliced from 2 exons.